This is a messenger RNA of Sus scrofa (pig), 1298 nucleotides long. The record is from RefSeq and is a predicted model, not a curated record. Lineage: Eukaryota; Metazoa; Chordata; Mammalia; Artiodactyla; Suidae.
AUGGACAUCCAAGGUCCCCGUAAAAACCUGGCCAUGGCCUACAUACAGAGCCCAGAGCCCGAGCGCCCGGCAGAGGUAGCGCGCAGCUUCCCGGAAGCCCCUCGGACCCCCAGCCCUUCUGCCCCUGGGACCCAAGGGCGCAUCACAGGGCUCCCGUCGGCCUCACCUGAUCCGGCGGCCGGUCGCUCUCUGCCUGCCGAGCGGAGCCGCCCUGCCUGUCCGCCCGCCCUGCUCCCUCCCGCGUCGCCUCGGCCAGCGCCCGCCCAAUCUGCUGCCCGCGCCGCCCACGAGGACGCUCCGGCCGCCCGGGACCCAGGCGCCUGCCUCGGCGCCGCGCCCGCGAGCUCUCCAGUCCGAAACUGCAGACCCGAACUCUGCCCCCGCCCCCAUGCCCACCCCUGCCCUGCACACCAGCAGGGCCCCUGGCGGCGCGGGGCGGGGCAGCGCGGUCAGCUCCUGGCCCUUGCCUCCGCCAGGCCCCCAGAGGGCGCCCGCGCCCAGGCCGCUAAGCCCUCAGCGCAUGCGCUGCGGGUGCCCGCGGAUUUUCCGAGCGGACCGGCCCCCGCCGCCCGGAACGCACUUCCAGUCCCAUGGAGCCCGAACUCCUGCUCGGCAUCUCUACUUUCCGCUCCGGCUGAGCUGCUCUGGAGCCCGAGACCGGGGAGGCGCGACUCUCGGCCCACAGCCGCACCGCCGCCGGGUGCUGUCCGCCCUCCGAGACCCGCGCCAGAGCCUUUGAAACUGGCAGAGGACGCUGCACCAGGAAAUCUGUGGACUUGGGAUGAGGCAAGCCCCUGGACUGCUCUGAGGACAGGGCUCUGGAUACUGGAGCACAUCGUAUGGGACUGGGGCUCCAAUGGCAAACAUGACUUCAUUGGCGAAUACACCUCAGCAUUCAAGGAGAUGAAAGGAGUGAUGGAAGGGAAACAGGACCAGCUGUCAACUCUAAGAGGGCUGAGAUGUGAUUUUGCCUCAGAAACAUCUUUCUUGCCGACAGUUUUGAAUUCUGCCUCUUUCUUUGGCUUGAUUCUUCAGUAUGCUGCCAUGCUUUCAGCUACCAUCUUCAAAAACUCUGUGACCAUGGGCUCUGUCAUUCAAAAUGAAAACACAUUCUUACCGUAUGAUCCAGCCCUGAACAUCUUGGGCCCAAAUGAGUCCAGUGCUUACAUCUGCACAGAAACCUGCACUGGGAUGUUUAGGGCAGCUUUAUUCAUAACUGCAAGAACUUAGAAGCAACCAAGAUCCCUUUCAGGAGGUGAAUGGAGGAGUUCCCAUCAUGGCUCAGCAGAAACAAAUCU